Molecule: messenger RNA, 3371 nt
Organism: Heterotrigona itama
Lineage: Eukaryota; Metazoa; Arthropoda; Insecta; Hymenoptera; Apidae
Source: the annotation of a GenBank genome assembly
AUGACAGCAAUUAAGCAAAAUACGAAACGUUCCAAAUGGGCUUUGGAUUUCGCUCAUAAGUUCGUAAUUUUUCAAGUUAUAUUUUUAAUGUACACUGUAGUUUCUUUUAAUACAUUACUUUAUUUAAGUCUAAAAUUUGUUUAUAUUUAUAUAUCAUAUAAUUGGACACAUUUUAAAGUGUAAAGGAUAAAUAUGUUAAUGAAAUUUGUUGUAUUUUUAAAUAAUUUUACAUAAUUAAGUGGUUUAAAAAUAUAGAGGUUAUGAUACAAUAUUUUAAUCUAUCAUUUUAUUCUCUUAGUAAAUAAUUCAAGUUUUAAAAUAUUAUUAUUUUAAUUAAUUAUUAUUAUUAUUACACAUAGUAUUAGAAUAUUAACUUAAAAGAAUAUUGAAAAUGUCACAGUAAUAAUUUUUUUUUUAUACAUGAAUUGUCUAUUUUGUAUUAAUGUAGAUAUCAAUUUUGUGUCUGUUAGAGAAAAAGUUUUGAACAAAAUGAUAUAAUUUAGAAUAUAUAUUUUUGUAGAAAUAAGCAAGAAAAGAAUAUGGAUAUUGCUUCACCACCAGGUUAUACACCUGCUGUUGCUUUAUUUCAUGCUGUCGAUUCAAUUAGGGAAUCUGAUUCCAAUCAUUUGAUAAUUAAGAAAUCAUGGGAUUUAGCCCUAGGCCCUCUUAAACAAGUUCCAAUGAAUUUAUUUAUAAUGUACAUGGCUGGUAAUUCUAUAUCAAUAUUUCCCAUUAUGAUGGUUGGUAUGUUGAUAAUUAGACCAGUGAAAGCAUUAUUUAUUCUUCAGCAAACAUUCAAGGUAAUAGAAGGAACUCAUGCUUUUGGGCAGAAAUUUGUGUAUUUUCUGGGACAAUUGGUAAAUAUUGCAUUAGCAUUAUAUAAAUGUCAAUCAAUGGGAUUACUCCCAACACAUGCAUCUGAUUGGUUAGCGUUUGUAGAAUCACAAGCACGGUUGGAAUAUUCUAGUGGUGGAUUUAUAUAUGUAUGACAUACAAUUACUUAAAAAAUAUGUACAUUUUAAUGAAAAUAUUCAUUGUAAGUUUAGAUACAUGUUUAUGUACAAAUUAUAAAUACAUUCACUCACUAUGCAAAAUGUUUUAUUGAAAUCAAACCAAAAGAUUGUAUUACAUGUUUGUAUUACAUGAUUGUAUUAUAUACACAUAUAUAUGUACAACAAACUGCAUUGAAAUAUGUUUUUUAAAUAUAAUGAUAUUAAAUAAAUCAUUAUUAAUUAUUUCUUUUUGUAUUCAUCUGCAAUUUCCUUUAUACGUUCUAUUAUUUUACUAGGAUCAUCUACACGAGGUAUCUGAAAUAAAUUAACAUUUAAAUUUAUUAAAUGUCAAUCUUAUAUACACAAUUAAAAAGUCAUAUUACAUUUAAAGAAAUGGCAAUUUUGCAACAUACCUCGUAGUUUUGACUAAUAUAUAUACCAGUAUAAAUUCCAAUGCCUAAGGUUAUCUAAAAAAAAUAUUAUUGUACAUACAUUUUUAUUUGAUAACAAUACAAAACAUAAAAGAUAUUUAAAUAUACCAAAAAUUUAAACAUUUUUAAUUGAUUAUUAAAUACAAUAUUAAUGUAUAAAUAGUAUCUGUUUAGCUUUUUAGCCAACUUCUAAAAUCUAAACAGAUUUUAUACGAAGAUGAGAUCUUUUUUCUUAUUCUUAAUGAUAUUUUCGGUAAAUGUACAAUUUACGCAGACUCAUCCAUUUAUGAUAAAUAUUUUAUAUCUUGAUAGUAUUUAUAAUGUUUAUUAUAUGUAAAAGGUUAUUUACAAAAAUUAAAAGUUUGUAUUGUUCACAAGUCAAUAACAAAAUUACAAAAUUUUUCAUUAAAUUUCUUUAAAGUUUUUUACUUAAAUUCAGUUUCGUUAUUAUUCGUUAAAUACAAUAUCGUAAAAGUGACAUUUUCACUAAAAACUUGUAUUGUAGGAUAUGAUCAUGUAUAUGUAUAUACUUCCUUUUUGAUCAAUACUACAAAAUGCGGGAAUAUUUGAAUUAUCAUAAAUAAUUUUUAUUUUAGAAAUAUUAAUGUUUUAAUUGUUCUGAGAGUCAUAUCUAAUACAGCUAUGUUAUAAGUAUUUAGGUAAUUUAUGAAUGGUAAUAAAUGUUACCAUUCAUUUUUUUCAGAAAGAUUUCCUUAUUUUUAAUUUAAUUUGUUGUUUUUGAAUGAAUUUUAUUAUAUUUGUACUAAUAAAAUAAUUAACAAUUAAUAUAAUUAAUUAAUGUAAUUAAUAUAUUUAGUUUUACGUAUAGUACAUUUAUUUAUUUAAUUUAUUAGUUUAUAUAAAGGUUUAUAUAUACAUAUAAAAUUCAUUUCACUUUCCAAUUAUGUUAUUUUUAUAAUUGAAAUAUAAACAGUUUCUUUAAAUGUUAAAAAUACAAAAGUAAUAAAAAUAUUAAAAAAGUAUUAAAAAUAUUAGAAAUAUCAUAUUUAUUUAAAAAUUCUAUACAUUCAUUAUGAAUACAUUACAUUAACAAAAAAUAAUUAUUUCACGUAAUUCAUAGUUUAAAUAUGCAUACAAGUUAAAUAUUCUUAUAUUAUUUUAAAAUUGUUAUAAAUCUAUUGAAAUGUUACACGUACAAUACGAGCGUAGAAUAUUUUUAUUUCAUUCAUAACGUGUUAUUAACACUUACAAUUAGACAAGAGCACAUUAAUGUAGCGGAAAUAAUUGCAAGAGAAAGCAGGACAGAUCUAAUUGUAAGAUUUUAAAUAUAUAAUAUGUACGUAUAUAUACACACGUAUAUACACAUAUUUUAUAUGUGUCGAGCUAAACAUUUAGAUCAUUUCAUAGAUCAUUAAUGUUAUAUUUUUAAUUUUAAUUAAUAUAGUGGUAACAAUUCAUUAAUUUAAUGUUGGCAAAAGUAUUUUAUAUAAUAAAUAUGAAGAUGUGAAUUUUUGAAUUAUUCUUAUGUUAAUAUAGUAAUUAUUAGAAUUUAUAGUUCGAUUGAAAAUUUGUUAUACAAAAAUUGUAUCAAAACUCUAAUUUUCUAGUUAACUAAUUAAAAUUCAUUAGUGUUUUUAAAACAUUGUUUUAUACAUCGAACUUUUUCCAAUAUUUUUUCUCUUUUAUAAUAAGUCAUUUAAAUUACUCCUUCAAAUUACUGAAUACUGAAUAUGACGCAACUCAGAACAUUCUAGAGCAUGAUUGAUGUAUUUGUUUCACAGUUAAUGCUUAAGAAUUUAUAUUUAUUUAAGAUGAUUGUUCUUAUGCUCAAAUUGCCCGAUUCUUUCUUAGAGAAACAUCUAAAGAGAAAAUAAUUUUAUUAUAUACAUAUUUGGUAAGUUGACAUAUCGCUACUUCAAACUAUUUACAUCAUAACCAAAUCAUUAUCUUAAUAUCAUUUUUCAAGUAGAUCAAAAGUAUAAAGUGA